Molecule: messenger RNA, 1203 nt
Organism: Penicillium odoratum
Lineage: Eukaryota; Fungi; Ascomycota; Eurotiomycetes; Eurotiales; Aspergillaceae
Product: UDP-glucose:hexose-1-phosphate uridylyltransferase
Exons: 3
Coding region: 1-1203 (400 amino acids)
Biological process (GO): beta-D-galactose catabolic process via UDP-galactose, Leloir pathway
Cellular component (GO): cytoplasm
Molecular function (GO): zinc ion binding; UDP-glucose:hexose-1-phosphate uridylyltransferase activity
Source: RefSeq, a predicted model, not a curated record
AUGGAGAACGUUCUUGACGAUAUCUCCCACCGGAGAUUCAACCCCCUUCGUGGGUCCCAUGUUUUGGUCUCUCCCCACCGAACUAAGCGUCCUUGGCAAGGAGCACAGGAGAGCGCUUCCAAAACUACCUUGCCAUCAUAUGAUCCCAAGUGCUAUCUGUGCCCUGGAAACCAGCGCGCACAGGGUGACGUCAACCCCAAGUACGAGAGCACUUUCGUGUUUGUGAACGACUACAGCGCCGUAAAGGAGGAGCAGGCCUCCUAUGACGGCAACCAGGCAAAUGGUAUGAUGUCCAACUUCGUUCCCACUAGCAGGUUUGUGCUGACCAUUGCAGAUCUCGAAUCGCGCUUCCUCAAGGCCGAGCCUGUGACGGGCAAGUGCUACGUCCUCACUUUCUCUUCCUCCCACAACCUCACCCUGGCCGAUCUGGCUCCUAUCGAGAUUGUCCCAGUCAUCAACGCCUGGACCGAGAUCUACACCGCGCAUCUCUCACCCAACUCGCCACUAGCCCAGAAUGCCCCGCCCACCCACAUUGCGCCCGUCGCGCCGCAUGCAAACGUCACCAAGCCCAGGGAGCAGUAUCGCUACAUGCAGAUCUUUGAAAACAAAGGCGCUGCCAUGGGAUGCUCGAAUCCCCACCCACACGGCCAGGUCUGGACUACCAGCAACCUGCCCGAAGAACCGGCCGCCGAGCUGGAGCAAUUGCGCCGAUACCGUCAGGAGCACGGCGGCGCUCACAUGCUGGAGGACUAUGCUAAACUAGAAAGCCUGAAGCAGGAGCGCGUGGUCUUUGAGAACGAGAUGUUCGUUGUGGUGGUUCCAUGGUGGGCGACCUGGCCCUUUGAGACCAUGAUCAUCAGCCGCACACACAAGCGGGCGCUGGUCGAUCUGAGUGAAUCAGAUACCACUCUUCUAGCGGAGGCGAUUGCUGAGAUCACUCGUCGCUAUGAUAAUCUCUUUGAGACACAUUUCCCGUACAGCAUGGGUAUUCACCAGGCGCCGCUUGAUGGUACUGUCGAGGAGAUCGAGGCCUCUUAUCUGCACUUGCACUUCUAUCCUCCGCUUCUGCGCAGUGCCACUGUGCGCAAGUUCCUCGUCGGCUUUGAGCUUAUGGCGGAGCCCCAGCGUGAUAUCACACCGGAGCAAGCUGCUGCCCGGUUACGCGGCUGCGGUGGUGAAUUGUACCGUAAGAAACUAGAGUAA